AUGGAAGUUUGUUUGCAGGCAGGAAUAGGGGAGGCUUCAGUUGGAAGGGAAGCUCCUCCGGCACCAACCACGUGCGAAGUACGUGACAUCCACGAGAACCCGGGGCCUCAUCACGUGAUCCAUGAGCAUCAGCAUCAGCAACAUCAUCAUCAUCAUCAUCAACCUCAUCAGAUUGCAACCACAGCAUUCCACAUAAGCAGACCUUCACACUCCAUAUCCACCAUUAUCUCUCCUCCUCCCCUUCAUCACACCUCCAUUAUUCUAGAUGAAGACUCCUUCCAUGUCUCUAGAAUGAUGCUCCAGAACGAAAAUUUUCAGCAACAUCAACCACAGCAACCGCAACAACAACAUCAUAAGCUGGGAGGAAGGUCUGCAUCUGGAUUAGAGGAACUCAUUAUGGGCUGCACUUCAACUGACAUUAAAGAGGAGUCUUCCUUACCAAACACACAGGAGGCAGAAUGGUUGAAGUACUCAAACUUCUGGCCUGACCCUGACAACCCAGAUCAUCAUGGGUAG
Ilex paraguariensis (yerba mate) is the source of this 516-nucleotide messenger RNA. Lineage: Eukaryota; Viridiplantae; Streptophyta; Magnoliopsida; Aquifoliales; Aquifoliaceae. The record is from the annotation of a GenBank genome assembly.